AUGGGCAAAAUCUCGAAGACCAUGCAGAACAAACACAAGGAGACCUUGUCCCCUUGGUUGAAAGACUUCGUGCAGACCGUCUCUGCUGCCCCUCUACCGCUGAUUCCUCAACAUCUCGACCGCUUCCCCACAAGAUGGCCAUUUCCACGUGGUGAUCUGUAUCACUGGAUUCCGCUUCUGAACAGGUUCGACAACAUUCUCGAAGGCGUCGCCGCUACUUACAAACUUGGCGAUGGCCCGCAAGCCCGGGAUUUCGGCUGCGACAUUCUGCUGAAGAAAUGCCCCUCUAUCAACUUUCAAGAUGAUCAGCCAUGGGACAUGGCAAGGCUAAAAGAGCUGGGAUACGAGAAGGAUGGGGACAGCCAGCUCCUCAUCUCGAUCUUGAAAUUCAGCCGAAUGUUACUAGAGCGCUGUGGGAAUAGGAGCAUCUAUGCCAGCAGCGCACAUCUCAACGAGCUGCUGAACUCUACCUCGCUUCCUGUACUUUUGGCGACCCUGCAAGUCGGCAUGCAGCUCGCACAACGGUACCAGGCAUCCGUCAAGCGCAUGGGCGGUACCAAUCGUCAGAUCAGCAAUGCUAUCCUGGCUAACCACUACGAUAUCGAGCUGGACAGGGUUCACCAGCUUGCGCAGCCAUUUGUGAAGACUCCUAUCGUCCCUCUUGCCACCGAUCCAACCACCCCUAAAACCCCCGCUUCUACAGGCAAGGGGAAGGAGAAGGCACAUGGCGCUGCUGCUAAGAACGUUGCGUCGCUCUAUGCCAACGACCUUGUCUCGAUAGCCACGCCAGACCAACAAGACGAGGGACGCUGGCAUGGCUGGGGGGACCUGAAAUUGGUUUACUAUCCGCAGCAGAACCCAGCCGACCCUAGCUCAAGCCGAGCACCAGCGCUGGAUCGUGGAAGCUCCUCUGUCCCUACUACUCCUACGCCCUUACGGCGUAGCAACACUGCCGGCUCGACGCAGCAUAGGACGCCGCGUAAUGAGCGCGCGGGCGCUAGUGGCGUUGAGGACGGUUCAUCACCGGUGUCAUACACCCGGUCGCCUGCAAUGGCACACGAUGACUCGGCUGCUCCGAGUCAAAAACUGUUCGAGAUCCCCCAAACGGCGGUAUCGUCCAGUUCCAUCUACGAUCUUCUGUCACGUUGCCCUGCAGAUAUGCCCGAGGGGUACCGCUACGAGGUCCUGAAUCGACUCAGAAUCGCCAAGGCACUACUUGAUUCCCCCGAGAGUCGUCAGCAGGCUUUAGCUGUGCGCUUCAUGGCUAUCCUCAACCUGGCAUACAUUCACCCCGAGGCCAUAUUCGUUGAGAAGGCUCUCCGACAGGACAACGACGAGCCACGUCGCUUCCAGCUUACUUACCAGUUGACAGAGUUCAUCCACCCCUCAACUGUUGGGGCACCUGCGAUGCCGCUCUGGCUUCAAUCCAUUGCCUUGAGGCUUCUUGAAGCCAUAUGCAUGAUGCAGUCAAAGCUCUCGGAUGUACUGUCCGCUCUCAACGCGAAUGUCAACCAUGGUGUACUCUUGUACGUCAUUCGUAAGGCUGUAGCCGAGAUGAAGGAGGACGAGGAUGAUACCGGAGACCAGGUUACCGUCACGGAUGAAUGGCGGGGCAAUCUAUUCUCCCUAGCCAUGUUCGUUACAAUGUCUGGCCGAAUUGGCAACGAGGUCAUUUCCGCCGGGUUGAUGGACGUUCUCAUCGACAUCCUUAAGAUUCGCUCUCCUACUGCGGUCCGCGUCCACUCGGUCGUGCUCACCUUCCUGGACAACCUGAUCUAUGGGAUACAGGGUGCUUUCCAGGCGUUUGUCAAUGGCCGUGGUUUGGACUGUAUCUCUCAGCUGCUUAUUGAUACCACCUCAUCCGCGAUCGAACUUACGAAUUCUGGCUCAGGUACAAAGCCCGAGUUUCGGUCGACGAUUGUCGACUACGAGAUUCCCUUCUAUCAGCAGCAGGUGCUGAAAUGGCUUCUCAAGCUUACCCACCAUAUCAUGAGCAAUGCGUACACCUAUGGAGGCAACACUGACCGGUUGUUGCGAAACUUGGUGGACAACUCCACCAUGCUUGACAGUCUGCGCCGCAUCAUGGAGAGCAUGAAGCGCUUUGGCUCAGUGGUGUGGACCAAUGUCGUGACAAUUUUGAGCGACUUUAUCAACAAUGACCCUACCAGCUUCGCCGCUAUCUCUGAAUCUGGGAUGAUUACAAGCUUCCUAGAAUCCAUCACCGGACGGCCCGUUGUAUCUGAACAGGUAGAUGCACAGAGCAGCCACGCUACUGCAACCGAUGAAGAAGCAGACGAUGCAUCGUCGCCUGAGUCGGAUGGUUCGGUCUUGCUUGAAACAGAUCACCGGCCUCAUCCACCCACGAACGAUACGUUGGAAGCCACUCGCGACCGUCCCCUUGCGCGCGGCAUUCUACCGUCCUCAGAGGCAAUCAGCAUCAUCCCAACCAUACUCAAUUCCAUCUCACUGAACAAUGCUGGCAUGAAGAUGGUUGUCUCUUCUCGGGCAUUCGAUAGCUACCUGGAUAUUUUUGAGAGUCCGUUGCACGUGCACUGCAUGGAGGGCGAUAUCGAUCUUGCCUCGAGCGUUGGCAACAGCUUUGACGAACUGGCUCGACACCACCCCGCCCUGAGACCAGCAAUCGCCAACUCAGUCUUGGAUAUGGUUGCACGGGUGAACUACCUGGCGAAAUCCAAGGCCGAAAAUGAGGGAUGGGGAGUCAAAAUGCUGGGGGACGCCAGCCCACAGCAGGAUGUGACAACUGCCGAAUCGACUAAGGGCAAGCAGACUGCGACUUUGCCAGAAGAUGUCACGAUGCAGGAUGCCGUAGAAUCAACGGAGGGAAAGUCCUCCGCUAUCUCCGAAGGCACCGACAGUGCCUCUACUGUUCCUUCGCACACGGAGAUCACGCCCUAUAUCAAUGCUCUGUCGACUUUCCUGUCAGCGUACUUGACGAAUACGAAUCUCCGCUCGCUUUUUGUGAGAGACGGAGGCGUAGAGCUCCUACUUGACCUCUCCGCCACGCCGAGCCUCCCGUAUGAUUUCGCCGAGACCGCUGCAGCCAGGACUCUCCAACAUGUGGUUUCUCAGGUUGCUGAGCAGUCGCCGAUCUUGUGCCUGCCGUCACUUCUACAGCGAACGCAGUCUGCUAUUGAUGCCCUGGGCCCGAUGAUCACGGCUGGCGAAUCGCACUCAAUCUUCAGGAAGUUCCUGGCUUUCGGGCCCGAGGCGCCCACUGUACAGGACGAGGAUCUUGAACAAGGCACAAAGGUCGUGAAGGCUCUGCUCAGCGCAGAGAUUCUCAUCAGAACACUGUACCAAUGCUUCCCUUAUUCUUCGCGACAUGCAACCCACACUCUGCAUUCCGUCAAUGUCUUUGACUACUAUACGCACUUGAUCAAGUCACUCGCCCCGCUCCUACGUCCGAUAUUGACUGCAGAACUGGAUAUCGCCGGUUCGGUUCCAUCUCAUUGGACCCGCCCAGUCUCUGUUGCUCAAGAUAAACCCAGCGAUCAGAAUGCAGCUGGUUCAGCAACGCCGGGCGAUGAGGGUGACGACAUCACCAUCCAGGAUAUCUUGACGGCGGAAGCUCGUCAAGAGAACACUGCUGGUCAGCUGACAAAGCUGUCACCUCAAGAGCAAGCGUCUAACCGGUACCGGAAUUUCAAGACACUUCGCACUUUACUUCAUGCCUUCAUGCCAACGGCCUUGCCGUUCUAUCAGACCCUUGGUAAAGCUCUACUACCUCGCCGAGAGCGUGACCCUUAUUUGAGAUCGGGCCACCUGCGUAUUGCCGAGGCUCUCGCAGAGACCAUCUUGUAUCAGUUGGACUCGGGUCAACUUGACAAGGCCGACUACCAUUAUUGGAUCGUCAUGUUGCACACGGUUCAUGAGAUGUUUGUUGAUCACACUCGACCAAGUGAUCGUUCUGGUGCUCAUAUCAUCAUCCCGGUUCUGGUAGCUUUCAAGAAGCGAGGCGGGCUCGACUCGCUGAAUGCGCUCCUGCGAUCUUUUAUCAGCGAGGUUUCCCGGGGUCCAGACGAGGCUGCUCAAGUCUCGGCAAAGCCCAGGAUGGCUGUCCUAGGUAUGAAAAAGAUCUUGGAGCUUUACGCCCUCCUUGUCAAUGGCAAGAACAUCUCAGAAUCUGUCAGCCAAGUUGACAGGAACUCUUCGCAUGGUGGAGCUCAGCUCUUGGUUGAACUACGCAUGGCCAUUUUACCGAUUGCACGGGAGCUUUGGGAUUCUGAUAUCAUGGAAAAGAUCUCCACCCCGGUCCUGAGCAAGAUCGUCGAAAUCCUCAAGACAAUUGCGUCAGGAUCUGAUUUAGAAUCCAAUGCAUACCGCCGGGCUGAAGGCAAACCUCCCCCACCACCCUUGUUCAACACCGAAGUGGUCAAAUUCCGCUGGAGCCUAGCUUCCAACCAGAUAUCGACGCUUGCACAACGUCAGAAUGCACAACAUCAGAACUAUGGCGAGGAUCUGGCACGGGAAGCAGUCUACCGCGCCAACGGCAAUCUAGACGGCGCCACGGAGUAUUGCAGAGCUCAUAGCGCUGGCUUGGCCGGUCCUCGACACCCUGUUCCUGAAGAUGACGCUUAUCAAGUGCCGCCUACACCGGAGCAGACCGGCCUUCAGAGUCAACCCUCCGCACCAAGUGCCGCAGCUCUUCUCAGUGAUGCCAUGAUGUUGGACCCCUCACCAGAACUUGACCGCUUGUUGGGUGAAGCUGGCCUUGACGACCUUAGGGAACACUCAUCGGACGUGUCUAGUAGCAACGACGAUGACGAGGCGGUAGACCCUCCGGCUACGUCGAGCGCGAAUACUGGCCAAGACAACCAGCCGGCCACAUCAACAGCCAAAGCACCAAGUUCCUUGUCUCGGUCUACGUCGGGGACUACACUCCCUGUCUCCAAGGAGGACCUUGAUGCCGAGAGAGAAAAGCUCAAGGCCAACCUUAUCGAUCGAUGCCUUGAGAUCAUUGCAGCUCACCCCGAUGCUGUCCAUGACGUUUCCGAACUCAUCUCUACCAUCGUUCUGAAGUCGGACAAUGAUGACGACCGGCAAGAAGUUGGAGAGACGCUGGCGAACGCCUUGAUGUCCCUGAGUAUCAGUGAUGAGGUAGAAAAACCCAACGCACAGCGCAUCGCUGCGUAUGCCCAUCUGCUCUCGAUACUCCUUCUAGAGUCCACCGCACUGUUCCAAAGCACGUUGCCUACAAUUCGGGACAACCUUGCCGCGUACCUUUCCUUCCUUCACAUUCCACCAAGCAGCGCAACCGAAGAGCUCCCUCAGUGGACGCCAUAUAUUCUGCUGAUUUUCGAAAUUCUUCUGAGCGAUGAUUGCCAGGUCGUUGAAGCCAAAUGGAAACCGCCUACCUCUGAGAGUGAUACCAUUGAGCCGCUGGUGUUGCAAGCAAAGGAACCCGUCAUCGGCGAUGAAGAGCGACAGGUCCUCCUUGAUGCAGUCCUGGAGUUACUGCCACGCAUUGGCAAGGAGGAGAUGCUAGCCACAGCGAUUUUGCGCGUCCUUGUCGUUAUGACACGAAGCCGCUCAACGGCAAAGAUCGUGGGCGAGAAGAAGAACCUGCAACGCCUCUUCGUCAUGGCCAAGCAACUCUCUGGUGUGGGCUCCAUGCGUUUCAAGGAAGGGCGCAUUGGCGCGAACAUCAUGAUCAUCCUUCGCCAUAUCGUCGAGGAUGAUGAGACCAUCAAGCAGAUCAUGCGUUCUGAGAUCCAAGCCUACUUCGAAGGCCCUUCAAGGACGCAGAGAGCUCAUGAAAUUCAGAAUUUCCUGCGCAACAUGUCUCAUGUGGCGUUGCGCUCGCCUGAGCUUUUUGUGGAGGCGACCCAAGAGAUGACAAAACUCCACAAGUGGCUUCCCAGCCAGAGUGACCGUUCUGCUCCCCAGGGGUCUUUGCAGCUCAAGGAGAAGUCGGAGCAAUCUUCACCGGAAGACAAUCGCAAGGACGAUUCGGUGGGCCCGGCCGUGCAAGCCACGCAAGGCUUGAACAUCAAUGAUGUCAAACCAUCCACUGAGGGACAAGACCAAGAGAUGGCCGAUGCUCCAAAGACUCCCGCUCAUGAUCACAAGCGCCCCAUUGUCGAGAACCCAGACGGCAUUAUCAACUUCUUACUGGAGCAGCUUCUCAACUACCAGAGAGUUGAUGACGCUGAAGUUGCCCAGAAGGACCCGAAGCCAGUGGAGGCUGCCACCUCAUCCGUCUCUCCAGGUUCAUCAUCGGCGGCGGACAGUCCUACUGGUGCUGACAGCAAGGAAAAGAAGUCGCCAAAAGUGCCUUUCAAACCCGAAGACCAUCCGAUAUUCGUUUAUCGGUGCUUCCUCCUCAACUGUUUGGCGGAACUUUUGCAGAGCUACAACCGCGCUAAGAUGGAGUUUAUCAACUUCAAGCGCGGCGCGCCUCUGUUGAUGCAUACCCCUGUCAAGCCGCGAUCAAGCGUUCUCAAUUACCUCCUCAAUGAUCUUUUGUGCGUCGGGACAUUGCCAUCUUCAAUGGAUACCACAGCAGCAAAGAAGAAGACCGCAACAUCUGAUCAAGCUCGCCAGGUCCUCGUUGCGCUGGUGAGCAAGACGAAUGAGAAGUUUGGUGAUCAAACCAAGGACCGCUACGAGUACGACGAAGAGCCAGACCUGCUCUUUGUGCGAAAGUUCGUUCUAGAUACCAUCCUUCGAGCGUACAAGGAGGCGUCUACACCCAUCGAAGCAUUUGAUGUUCGCUACGCGAAGAUGCUGUCCCUUGGCGAACUCAUGGCACACAUGAUCGGCGAGAAGGACAAAGACUCCGCAACACACCGUCUACCUCACAAUCCCUCAACUCGUUCCCAAAUGCAGCUCCGGCGUCUCAUGUACGAGAAGGGCUACCUAGCUGCUCUGACCGCUUCGAUUGCCGAUAUUGACCUCAGUUAUCCCGGUGUGAAACGAACUAUCAAGUAUAUUCUUCGAGUUCUUCGCAUCCUCACAGAGACUGCCAUCCAGCUGAGUCACUCCAACAUCCUGCCGUUGGCACCGAACGAAGGUGUUGAAGACGAAAUUGCCUCAGCCUCAUCUUUGUCUGACAUAGACGAUGAUCGCGAAGAAACUCCUGACCUUUAUCGAAAUUCGGCACUGGGUAUGCUUGAACCGCGGGAAGAAGAUGACUUCUCGGAUGAGGACGAAGAUGACGAGAUGUAUGACGAUGGUUACGAUGAGGGACUUGACUACGACGAAGAGAUCACCGAGGAUGGCGAGGAGGACAUUAGUGACGAAGACGAAGAGGAGAUGGGUGACAUCGAAGGUCUGCCGGGCGAGCCUGGUGUGGUUGAAGUUAUCAUGGACGAAGAUGAGGACGAUGAGUCCAUGGAUGAUGAUGACGACGACGAAGACCUGAGCGAUGAUGACGAUGAUGACGAUGACGAGGAAAUCGCCUCCGAAGACAUGGAGGAUGUCGAGAAUCAGAUCGAAAUUGCUGGCGAAGGCAAUGGUUUAGGCGAUGGCGGCUCGUCGGGCUGGGAGAGCGAGCACAGCGUCGAGGACGAUGAGCUUGACUACGAGGGCGAGGGCCAGGACCUCGACGAGAUGCACAUGCAUGAUAUUGAGCCGGAACAACUCGGACGGUUUGCCGAUAUCGCUCGCGCUAUGCAGGCGGUCGAUGAUAUGGAUCCAGAGGAUAUGGGUACCUUUGAGGAUCAUUACAUCGACGACGGUGCGGACGAUGAUGACGAUGAAGAUGACGAUCUGGAUGGUGAGGAGUACAUCUAUGAACAGGAGUAUCCCCAUGAUGAGCCCCCCCCUCCUGUCAAUCUUGGGUGGGACAACAUGUUUGUGGAGCAUGCCCACAACCACCGAGCUCAUCGUCACGGCGGCUUGCGCAGCCCAUUCCCAGGCGGACACUCCGUGGUCUUUGGAGGGCCGAGACAUCCUUUGGAUGACUUCCGAGGCGUGCCUCGAUCAGGGCGUUCUGGAGCUGCCCCGAACAAUCCGGAUGACGGGACCAACCCACUACUCCGCCGAACCAACAAUGGCCGCGACUCAUCAAUGCGGCCCGGCAAUAGUGGAGCUUCUGUGCGAUUGGGGGUUCCCGGCAAUUUUCUCGGUGGAGGUUUCAUGGACAGUCCUCUGGCAUUCAUCAACGAUAUCGUGGCCAGCCUGCCCAAUUGGCCUCGUAGCGGACAGGCUCUUCAUUUCCAGAUCACCCAAGGACCUGGCGGAGAGGUGCGAGAGCUGAGUAUCCCUUUCAAUCCUCUUCAACCAGGGCGUGAGUCUCGGUCUGAGGGUCGACGGGAUACCUACCUUGAUCCGCACCACGCUGUGGCAUUUCUCACCGAGACAACACUAGAUCGAUGGCAAGAAGAGGCCAAAAUCAUCUUCGGCUUCAACCAUGUGGACAAGGCGCCAAAGCUCUUCACAUCAUGGAUCCUAGCAAAGCUCACUCCCGCGGCGAUAGAGAGGUCACGGGCGGAGAAAGCACGCAAGGAGGAGAUUGAGCGCAAAGCUGCAGAGGAGCGCAAGCGCAUCGAGGAGGAGAAGCGUAAGGAGCGUGAGGCGAAGGAGGCUGAAGAGAAGGCUGCCCGAGAGAAACAAGAGGCUGAGGAGCGGGAGCGAGCUGAGCGCGAAGCAGCUGAAGCAGCUGCUCAAGCAGAAUCUAUCGCCGAAGCACAACCUGCAGCUGGGGAGAACGAGAGCACCAGCCAGGCCAUGGAGGGUGUGGAGUCUACAACCAGACCAGAGCCCGAGGCGGAUGUACCUCGUGUGAUGACCACCAUCAGAGGCGAGGAAGUCGACAUCACGGGCUUGGGAAUCGACCCAGAGUAUCUCGCGGCUCUUCCCGAAGAGUUCAGAGAGGAGGUCAUUGCCCAAACCCUCACCGCUCGACGAUCCGAAGCUAGGGAGCAAGCCGAGACGAGUGGUGAGCAAACCGAGAAUUUCAACGAGUUCCUCGAUGCGCUUCCCCAAGACCUGCGGGACGAGAUAGUCCAGCAAGAGCGACAGGAACAGCGCCGCCGCCAACGUGAGCAGGAACGGCGCAAUGCUGCAGGUGGACAAGCAGCCCUGCCUCAGGAUAUGGACCCUGCAAGCAUUCUCCUCACCUUCCCUACCGAGCUACGGCAGCAAGUUCUUAUGGAGCAAGGCGAAGAUAUCAUUGAUCAGCUACCCCCAGACAUGAGAGCGGAGGUUCGGGCCAUGAACGCGCGCCACCAUCCCACACCAAGUGCACCUCGAGUUCGAUCAGGAGCCCAGGAAGCCGUACCCACAAGCGACAACAAGAUUCAACGGCGAACGGUAGUCCAGAUGCUUGAUAAGGCCGGGGUUGCCACUUUGCUGCGACUCAUGUUUAUCUCACAGCAAGGUUCUAUCCGCAAUUAUCUCUUCAGUGUCUUCGCUGAUAUUUGCGAGAAUCGCCAAAACCGACUCGAAGUCGUCAGCAGCCUUCUCCAGAUUCUCCAGGAUGGUAGUACCGACAUGACAGCAGUAGAACGCAGCUUUGGGCAGCUUUCUAUCAAGGCCAAGCAACCAAAAGACAAAGACCAGAAGACUCCUGGCGGGUUGAAGCGGUCCUUCACCAACAUCAGCAGCAGCAACCACGUUCCGACAAACUCUGAUAUCUCGCCUCUGCUCAUCGUGCAGCAAUGUCUCGACCUGUUGAGCGAGCUGUCAACCAGGAACCUUCACGUCCCUUCGCUGUUCUUGACUGAACACGAGCCAACAACUUCGUCUUUCAAGCGGGCUCUGAACAAGAAAGAAAAGGGCAAGGGGAAGGAUUCCAAGGCCAAUAGAUACGCCAUCAACUCCCUGCUGAGUCUGCUGGAUCGCGAUCUCAUCAUGGAGAGCUCUUCAGUCAUGCAGCUUCUGGCCGACCUCCUCAACAAAGUCACAUAUCCACUCCAGGCUCUAGAGCGUCGUCGCAAGGAGGCCCAGGAGGAAGCUAUGAAGGAGGCAGAGAAGAAGAAGAAGAAGGAAACCGAGGCCGCAGCCUCGGCUCAAGAGGCUUCGGCGGAGGGUUCGAAUGAGGCAAAUGUGCAGAGUCACCAGGCGGAGAUGCAAGAUGGAGGCUCUGCGGGCACGGAGCCCGGGCAGAGCAGCACACAAACAGACGCACCGACUUCUGAGAAGCAGACAGCCAAGGCGGCUGAGGAAAAGAAGGUCCACCAGCUGCAGCCCCCAGUGAUUCCAGUUGAAAAUCUCACUCUUGUCAUCAACAUCUUCGUGGCACGAGAGUGCAGCUCAAAGACCUUCCAGAACACGAUCUCCACCAUCAAGAAUCUCUCGAACAUCCCGGGCGCCAAGUCGGUCUUUGGUGAAGAAUUGGUUCGACAGGCACGACUGCUCAGCGAGAAUAUCGUGAACGACCUGAUCGAUCUCCUUCCGCACAUCGAAAAGGCCGAGACGGGCACGGAGAUUCAAGGAGUUGCCCUCGCCAAGUUCUCUCCGGGUGCCUCGGAGCAGAACAAGCUUCUUCGAGUCCUUACGGCACUGGAUCACCUGUUCGACACCAAGGGCAAGAAAUCUGACGAGCCUGUGGAUACCGAGGGCCCUCAAAAGGAAGAGUUUCUGAUGUCUCUCUACCAUAACCCGACAUUCAACACGAUGUGGGAGAAGCUGAGUGCUUGCCUGAGCGCCAUUCGGCAACGUGAGAGCAUGCUCAAUGUAGCGACGAUCCUCUUGCCGCUGAUCGAAUCACUCAUGGUCGUCUGCAAGAACACUACCUUGAGUGACAGCCCUCCGUCCCAGUCCCAGAAGGAGAUGCUCCUGUCCAGCCCCCCGCCAGAAGAUCGAAUUGCUGGCCUUUUCUUUGCCUUCACUGGGGAGCAUCGUCGCAUCCUGAACGAGUUGGUCCGCAACAACCCUAAACUCAUGUCGGGCACUUUCUCUCUGCUUGUUAAGAACCCCAAGGUUCUUGAAUUUGAUAACAAGCGGAACUACUUCAACCGUAGCGUCCAUGCCAAGACUGGAAACCAGGCCAGGCCUCCAUUCCCUACGCUUCAACUGUCCGUCCGGCGAGACCAAGUCUUCCAUGACUCGUUCAGGUCGCUGUACUUCAAGACCGGCGAUGAGAUGAAGUUUGGCAAGCUGAACAUCCGAUUCCACGGCGAGGAAGGCAUUGAUGCAGGUGGCGUUACGCGAGAGUGGUUCCAAGUUCUCGCUCGCCAAAUGUUCGACCCCAAUAACGCUCUCUUCAUUCCUGUCUCUUCUGAUCGGACAACGUUCCACCCCAACAAGCUCAGUUACGUCAACGAUGACCACCUCAUGUUCUUCAAGUUCAUUGGUCGUAUCAUCGGCAAGGCCUUGUACGAAGGCCGACUUCUGGACUGCUAUUUUAGCCGUGCGGUCUACAAGCGCAUCCUCGGCAAGCCCGUCUCUGUCAAGGACAUGGAGUCAUUCGACCCGGAUUACUACAAGUCACUUGUCUGGAUCCUCGAGAAUGAUAUUACUGAUAUCCUUACCGAGACUUUCUCGGUUGAAGACGACGAGUUUGGCGUAACCAACAUCAUUGACUUGUGUGAGAAUGGCCGCGACAUUCCGGUCACGGACAAGAACAAGAAAGAGUAUGUUCGCCUUGUGGUCGAGCACAAGCUCAUCUCCUCAGUCAAGGAACAGAUGGAGCACUUCUUGAAAGGUUUCCAUGACAUCAUUCCUGCCGACCUCAUCGCUAUCUUCAACGAGCAAGAGCUCGAGUUGUUGAUUUCUGGUCUGCCAGACAUUGACAUUGAUGACUGGAAAGGCAACACUGAAUAUCACAAUUACACCGCGGCAUCGCAGCAGAUUCAGUGGUUCUGGCGCGCUUUGCGUUCUUUCGACAAGGAGGAGCGAGCCAAGCUUCUCCAAUUCGUCACCGGCACUUCCAAGGUACCGCUCAACGGUUUCAAAGAAUUGGAGGGCAUGAAUGGUAUCAACCGGUUCAACAUUCAUCGCGAUUAUGGCAACAAGGAUCGUCUACCCAGCUCCCAUACUUGUUUCAACCAGCUGGAUUUGCCCGAGUAUGAGAGCUAUGAUGCCCUUCGCAGCCAGUUGCUCAAAGCCAUCACUGCUGGAAGCGAGUACUUUGGUUUCGCCUAA
Messenger RNA from Thyridium curvatum, 12051 nucleotides. RefSeq lists its product as uncharacterized. Gene Ontology annotation, biological process: proteasome-mediated ubiquitin-dependent protein catabolic process; positive regulation of protein catabolic process; protein polyubiquitination. The transcript has 4 exons. Gene Ontology annotation, molecular function: ubiquitin-protein transferase activity. Bases 1 to 12051 code for a protein of 4016 amino acids. The record is from RefSeq and is a predicted model, not a curated record. Lineage: Eukaryota; Fungi; Ascomycota; Sordariomycetes; Thyridiales; Thyridiaceae.